UUGAGUUUUCAGGUGAGCUCCGUAAAUUUGAUUCUCAAACAGGCAAUUCUAAAAGUAAAUUCUAAAUUACUCUUCAAUGGAUACCAACCUUGCUCGUGUCAGCUGGAGGUGCCUAUUGAAUCUGAUGCUUUCCCCAUUUUGUUUUGUUCUCUUUAUUUGCUUUACUGCUGGUCAUGUUUCGCAUGGUCUAAUCAGAAUUCCUUUUUUGUUUCAACCUGGUACAAGUUGUAUUUUUCAUAUUUUGCUUUUUUGGCCAUGCAACUAGGGAUGAGAUGAGAUGAGAUGAGAGGGAUUUAUAAAUAACAUUGCAUCUAUCAUAUAUUUGUGUGUUCAUUGUUGUUCUCCUCAUCCUUAUUUUCUCUACUUGUCUUCAAGGUUUGAGCAGUUCCCAUAAACCAUGUCAAACCCACCCCCAGUUCGUCCAUGGUUCCGCUUAGCCUCCAUUCGCACUGUCCCUGCUCCUGCCCCUGCACCUGCACCUGCCCCAGCUCCUGCUCCAGAGCCACGCCCUACUUUGGCUCUACCCGCAUUUAGGACUGCUUCAGCACCACCAUCACCUGAGUCUCAACGUCGAGAAGCCACAACAGAAACUAGUGCUCCUCCUCCACCACGCCCUACUUUGGCUCUACCCACAUUUAGGACUGCUUCAGCACCACCAUCACCUCAGUCUCAACCUCGAGAAGCCACAACAGAAACUAGUGCUCCUCCUCCACCACGCCUUGCCGCGGCUGAAAGAUCAUCUGCUCCUCCAUCUCCUCCUCCUCCUCCUCAAAAAGUUCCUGCAUCACUUCCAACUUCUCCACUCCAAAAAGAAGCAGUUUCAUCUUCUCCCACUCUCAAACCAACCACUGCUACCUCCCCAGAAAAGAGUGUUCCAACCACCCAAUCUCCAAAAACAAUAAAACAAGCUGUUAGGAGCCCAAUGAGCUCGCCAAAGAUCAAACCCACUGCUCCACCUCCCUCUCCCUUGACCCUUCCACCUUCCCAGUUGAAGACUGAACCAAAGAUACCAAUGGAGGCAGAGCCAAAAAACGUGGUUGUUCAGAAGACCAUCGAAAAGCCUAUGCAGUGGCUCAAUCGCAGUAGUGAAAUCCAAAGUCAUGGAAAACACGUUACCAGCAAAGAAAGUGAAACAACCAAGGAGAAAGGUACUCUUCACAGAAAGCUUUCGGAUUCUGAGGACUCUGGCAUGAGAGUUAUAACAAUUGCAGGGGAAAACAGAGGAGCUUAUAUGGAACUAAUCCAUAACCCAAAGAAAAAUGAACCCAACUAUCUUCACAAGAAGGGAAAUUCAAAUAUCAAAGCAUCAGAUACUUCAAGUACUGAUGAAGAAGGGAAUACAAACAAGAAGGAUAAGAAUCACAAAGGUAGAACAACAUCUUCGCUCCCAAUGGCUGCGUAUAUGAACAGCAACGUACAGUGUGUCAACAACUCUCUAUUGUACAACACUUCUUGCUCCCAUCAUGAUCCAGGAGUGCGCCUCUCUCUCUCAAAGAAACCAUUUGGUACAGGUUACCAUCUCAAGGAACAUGUUGAUGGCCAGAAGAACAAUUGAUUCAAAGACAGUGUUUGAAUUGAAGUUAGUUCUUUUGUGUUUCGGGCUUAUGGUGUAGUAAUAUGGUAUAUCUAUCGUAUGGGGAGAAAAUAAAAGGGGGCAGGGAUUCUAAUUCUUGUGCUUCACUUUUUUGUGGACCAAAGUUUAAGAUUCUCCACUGCCCUUUUGGUGGAAAAUAAAUUGUAUGGGUAAUAAUUACGCAUAGCUUUAAUUUAACCAAACACUACGUUUAGUUUUUGUAUGAAAGAGAUCCCGAAUCAAUCUUUUAGGAUGGGGACUGGGGGGUUUGUGUAA
This is a messenger RNA of Gastrolobium bilobum, 1849 nucleotides long. Its product is annotated as leucine-rich repeat extensin-like protein 1. The record is from RefSeq and is a predicted model, not a curated record. The transcript has a single exon. The coding region runs from base 398 to 1555 and encodes 385 amino acids. Lineage: Eukaryota; Viridiplantae; Streptophyta; Magnoliopsida; Fabales; Fabaceae.